Molecule: messenger RNA, 3979 nt
Organism: Cyprinodon tularosa
Lineage: Eukaryota; Metazoa; Chordata; Actinopteri; Cyprinodontiformes; Cyprinodontidae
Gene: pdzrn3b
Product: PDZ domain containing RING finger 3b
Exons: 10
Coding region: 1-3156 (1051 amino acids)
Biological process (GO): protein ubiquitination; neuromuscular junction development
Molecular function (GO): ubiquitin protein ligase activity; protein binding
Source: RefSeq, a predicted model, not a curated record
AUGGGAUUCGAGUUGGACCGCUUCAAGGGGACCGUGGACCCAGAUUUCAAAUGCAACUUGUGCAACAAAGUCCUGGAGGACCCGCUCACGACUCCGUGCGGCCACGUCUUUUGCUCCGGCUGCGUGCUGCCCUGGGUUGUCCAGCAGAGCAGCUGCCCCGUCAAGUGCCAGCGCAUCUCCGCCAAGGAACUCAACCACGUCCUGCCGCUGAAGAACCUCAUCCUGAAGCUGGAAAUCAAAUGUGACAACCACGCCAGGGGCUGCGAUGCCGUAGUGACGCUGCAGCAUCUGGCCGAACACGCUGAGAUGUGCGACUUUUCCCCAGCCAAGUGCAGGAAUAAAGGCUGCGAGGAGCUGGUGUGCGUGCGGGAUCUGGACGUGCACAUGCGGGAUGCCUGUGAGUACAGAGCGGCGGGGAUCUGCGAGAGCGGCUGCGGGCUGACGCUCACAGUCAGGGAGCAGAAGUUAAACAGCCACUGCUGCGUGAGAGCCCUGAAGGCGCACAACAGCGCGCUGCAGUGCAAGUUGCUCAUCCUGGACAGAGAGCUGAAGAAGCAGGCGAUCAAAGCCAACCAGCGGGAGAAGGCGCUCCUGGCUCAGCUGUCUGCGGUGCACAGCGAGCUGCAGAUGACAGCGCUGAAGUAUCAGAAAAAAUUCACUGAGUACAGCGAGAGGAUCGACUCUCUCACUAAGACCGUGGCUUUCUCCUGCAAGGAGGACAACACUAAAAGUGUGACAGCUGUCCUCCUUCGUGAUGGUGGAUCUUUGGGUUUUAACAUCGUUGGAGGGAGGCCAUGUGCGGACGACAGUGACGGCACUUCAAAUGAAGGGAUCUUUGUGUCCAAGAUUGUUGAGAAAGGUCCAGCAGACAAGGAGGGAGGCCUUCAAAUCCAUGACAGAAUAAUUGAGGUUAAUGGAAAGGACCUUUCAAAAGCCACCCAUGAGCAAGCAGUGGAGGCGUUUCGCACAGCCAAGGAGCCCAUCAUGGUUCAGGUUCUACGACGGGCCCCAUACCCCCAACUGGUGACCCCAGUUGCAGACACCCAGGUGUCAGACACCAGCACCCAGACUGACAUCACUCUCCAGCACAUCAUGGCUCUCACCAAACUGUCUCCCGCCUCGCCCCCAAUGACGGAGCUGGAGGAGUAUCUGUUACCAGAGGAGCCUCCUCCAGAACACACAUACUUUGACCCCAAUGAUUUCCUGGAGGGCAUACAACAAGAGAUGGAGCGUGAAGGGCUGGAAUAUGAGGAGGUGGAUCUGUAUCGAGCAAACAUCCAAGACAAACUCGGCCUGACCAUCUGUUACAGGACUGAUGAUGAGGAUGAAGCUGGGAUCUACAUUAGUGAGAUCGAUCCAAACAGCAUUGCUGCUAAGGAUGGCAGGAUUAGAGAAGGGGACAAGAUCAUACAGAUCAAUGGUGUGGAGAUCCAAAAUCGAGAGGAUGCAGUGACGCUGCUGACCAGUGAGGGAAACCAGAACAUCUCUCUGUUGGUGGCCAGACCAGAGAUCCAGCUGGACGAGGGCUGGAUGGAUGAUGACAGGAAUGACUUCCUGGAUGACCUCCACAUGGACAUGCUGGAGCAGCAGCACCAUCAGGCCAUGCAGUUCACUGCCAGCAUGCUGGAGCAGAAGAAGCACGAGGAAGAUGGGGGCACCACAGACACCGCCACUUUGCUGUCCAAUCACCAUGAAAAGGACAGCGGCGUCGGCCGCACAGAUGAGAGCACCCGAAACGACGAGAGCUCAGAGCAAGAAAACCUUGGUGACGACCAGACGACCACAGCAUCCAACACCCUGGGUAGCUGCAGGAAGCUUACCUACAGCCAGGACACACUGGGCAGCAUCGACAUGCCCUUCAGCAGCGAGUCCUUCAUCUCAGCCGACUACGCAGAUGCAGACUUUCUCGGCAUCCCGGCCGACGAGUGUGAGCGCUUCCGAGAGCUACUGGAGCUGAAGUGUCAGAUGAGGAGCAGCGGAGCCCAGGGCCUGUUCAGUCUGGCCUCUGGGGGGGCCGAAGGUCACACAGAGGAGGGCGUGGAUAAAGAACUGGAGUUACUCAAUGAGGAGCUGCGCAACAUCGAGCUAGAAUGCCUUAGCAUCGUCCGUGCCCACAAGAUGCAGCAGCUGAGGGAGCAGUGCAGAGAGUCCUGGAUGCUCCACAACAGCGGCUUCCGCAACUACAACACUAGCAUUGAUGCUCGCCGUCACGAGCUGUCAGACAUCACAGAGCUGCCUGAGAAAUCGGAUAAGGACAGUUCCAGCGCCUAUAACACAGGCGAAAGCUGCCGCAGCACUCCUCUCACUCUGGAACUGUCUCCUGAUAAUUCUCUCCGUAGAGGGGCUGAGAGUCAGGGAGCAGCCGGACCAUCUGGGUCCAGCAGCUCUGUUGGCAAGACACACAAGCCCCUCCUUUCCCCUGUUCAGGAGGUCUGUGGCCCCAGUCGGAGCAGAGGCUCGUCUAAGGACCCGGACAGAGAGCUGCAGACCGAGAGCAAGGAAAAGAAGCUGGGAGAGUCCAGUAAGGGUGGACGGAGCUUUCAGCCUCAUUCCCCUUACAAGCACGCUCACAUCCCUGCCCAUGCCCAGCACUACCAAAGCUACAUGCAGCUAAUCCAGCAGAAAUCCGCUGUGGAAUACGCCCAAAGCCAGAUGAGUCUGGUCAGCAUGUGCCGAGACGUGGUCAGUCCCGGUGACCUGGAGCCCAAGAUGGAGUGGAAAGUGAAGAUCCGCAGUGACGGAACAAGGUACAUCACAAAGCGGCCGGUGCGGGACAGGCUGCUGAGGGAGCGCGCCCUCCGUAUCCACGAGGAGCGCAGUGGCAUGACCACGGAUGACGACGCCAUCAGCGAGCUGAAGAUGGGCCGCUACUGGAGUAAGGAGGAGCGGAAGCAGCACGCUGUGCGGGCCAAGGAGCAGAAGCAGCGCCGGGAGUUCAUGAAACAGAGCAGAGUGGACUGCCUGAAGGAGCAGAGCGCCACAGAGGACAAGAAGGAGCCCAACAUCAUUGAACUCAGCCACAAAAAGAUGAUGAAAAAGAGAAACAAGAAAAUUUUUGACAACUGGAUGACCAUCCAAGAACUGCUGACCCAUGGAACCAAGUCACCAGAUGGGACCAGGGUUUAUAACUCGCUCCUGUCUGUGACUACGGUGUGAGUCCUGCUCCGAAGCUGCAGCGGGGCGCUGUGUACAUAGGAUGGUAGCAACUGGGGCAGAGAGGGCCGCCGCAAAUGUGUGGCAUCAAUGUGUAAAUAGGAAAUCAGGAAAGAUUUUCAUCCUCUGGCGCAGGGGGGAGGGGGGCGGGUCCAUGAUAGGAGAGUUUGACUUCACUUCUGCAAAAAAAAAAAACAAUGUUAAAACCAUUUUUUUCAGUAAUCUUUUCUACAUUUUUGCUCUUUUGCAUAUUUUUUGGAAACAAAGCUGCAAUAUUUGACUUUUUGAAAGGUUUUGAAAGUGUGUAAAGAAACGUGUGCCAUACUUUACCAACCAGCAUUUACACUAUUUACUUUUUGUUUGUACUAUAUUAUUACAUGUAUAUCUCUCUUAACAGUAUUUUAUUGUUACACUUUAUGGAGACAAUGCUAUUUUCCCUAAAAAUUAAAACAGGAGCCUUUUUGAAAGGAUUUUGAUGAAUAUAAAAAAAUCUAAUUUUGUAAGAAAGCAAAUUUUUUGGUUUUGGUUUUUCCCAAAAGGUGCUGAUUUCCUAAAGUUGAAGACCACCAGCGAUGUACCGUCUGUACUGAUAUGCAAAGAACGUUGAUAAUAAUGUGUGUACGUAUGUGACAUUUAGGGUAAGAUGUUUCUUACGCUAUUGAGGAUGUUUUAUUUUACCCACACAUAUAGAUGCUUAUGCUUUUGUAGGAUUACAUGUUAUCGGGCAUAGAACCAGCUUAACAAAUCCCUAGUUAGCCUCACAAUUUGAGUCUUGUACAAUUACAGACAUAAUAAAUUAUUGUUUUAUAUAUGAUGAACCUUGAAA